Messenger RNA from Laccaria bicolor S238N-H82, 3060 nucleotides. RefSeq lists its product as uncharacterized. Bases 1 to 3060 code for a protein of 1019 amino acids. Lineage: Eukaryota; Fungi; Basidiomycota; Agaricomycetes; Agaricales; Hydnangiaceae. The transcript has 13 exons. The record is from RefSeq and is a predicted model, not a curated record.
AUGCGAAAUCAGAGAAGACAGGUCUCACCUGGAUCUGAUUUGGACUAUCGCGGCGACUCGGACAGUGACGAAGAUGAUUCCGAUUCGGACGAAGAGGAAUACAACCUCCCGACAAAGAGAAAAGUUGGAGAGUCAACCCACCUGCCGCUAUCUAAAAAGAAACGUAAAACCGACAGGAAGAAAUAUGAGUCUCAGUCGACGAAACGAACGCAGCAAGCAGCAAACCCGCCUCCCCGUGCGCCCCAUCGGGAACGCCUGGUUGCUCGCGCUGUCAUUCCUCCUCUCAACACUGUUCGCCUUCCUGGCAAAAUGCGAACCGGCUUCGUUUUCCUUGACAACCACUGCUGCGAUUGUGCCAGCGUGCCAUCUCGAUCUCACAAACGCUGCCAGGUCCUAACAUUCUAUGGGUUUUAUUAUCACUCAGAACUGGAGCUCGUUAUAUGCCCCACCCACAACCGCGGAGUCACCCCUGACCUUUGGCUUUCCCAUGUUCAGCAGAGCCACACCGAUCUCAGCGGUCAAGCCCGUGAAAAACGCCACAUCCUGCCGAUGAUCCAGCACGUUGCGGAGAGCUUUGGCCUCAUUUCUUCAACAAGUGACCUAAAUCUCCCCAGCAGCAUAUCACAACCAAUUACCGUGAUCCUUCCAUACGACGGCGUUCGUCCCUCAAUUGCAGGACGUUUUCCGUGUCCAGUUUCAAACUGUGGCGAUUGGGCCACUGUCAGCUACGGCAAAACAAUGAGUUAUCAUCAUCAAUUGUCAAAACAUAUUCAAACUAAACAUGGGCAGAGCAUACGAGACUUCCCUGGUGUUGCAAAAUCUCCUCUCUGGACCCAGAUGUUGAUGCUGCGCCCAAAGGUCUACCACGUCUUUCGCCUACCUCCUGACUGGUCCCCUCCAGGCGUAACCCAAAUGACUGAACCCAUCGAACCUGCCAUCGCUGCUGAUCCUCCAGCCCAUUAUCAGGAAGCAGCGGCUCUGGCUCAAACUCAGGCACCUUGGAUGAAAACCAUCGGAUGGUUCGCUUAUCGAGAAGCAUGUGGGAAUCCAAGCUUUGGUUCCUUGUGGGCUUUGACUGCCAUUCCAAGCAAAAAAAGCAUCGGGAGGGGGGGUCGAAAAUGGCUGGAAAGCGGCCUUCAUCAAAUCUUUGAAUUUUGUUUUGAAUAUCUUGUCAACGCCGAACAGUUUCUAGCAACCUGUCACGAAGGUGUACGGGAUGCAAUCACAUAUAAGACAUUGACAACAGGCAAAUACCGAGAAUACUCCAGAGCGUUAAGCCGUACCAUUGCACUAUCAAUGAGGCUACUGCACCAGAACAUUCACCGUGGAUCUGGUGCAGGCGCCAUCUCACUGCUGCUGGCAGGGAACCAGCUUGAAGGUGCUCUUAACCUUUAUACCGCCAUUAUCAAAGCGCGGGGACUCCCAGACCCUGAACUGCCAGAUGUCGUCCAUAAAUUCUGCGUAACACUGUUGAAACCAGGGGAUCUGUCGCCCAGCGACGCCCUUGCAUGCCCCACCGAUCAAGUCCUUUUCUUGCUCGGCGUUCGGCCACAAGAAAUGUAUGCCCCUGCGAGCUCCGUCAAAUCAACGUGCUCAGCCCUCCAGCAUUGCCUACGCAGCGUCAUGAUCCACAUUUGGUAUGAGGCCACAAAGCCCCUGGAAACCAACGCCGAUGCCUCGAACACAGAAUUUGCUGAAGAAGCUCCCCCUCAUCCUGACGACUCUGAAGAUGAAAAUCUCAGUACGGAUGAAUUUCAAGAAGAAUAUAUUAUACAAGACAGCGAGGAUGAACAGGAUCAACAUGAAGACGUCGACGAUGAGCUUUUAUUGGAAAAAAUCAUGAAUGAGGUUUACACGUACCGUCAAGAUUGUGAUGUCGAUCAACGCUCGACUGACCAUGGCAAUCCCUCCCCAGAGCAGGCCGCCGCCAGUAAUUCACAAUCGCUCAUCCCCCUCAUAAACGAAGAAGAGCCGUGGCUGACAAUCAGGACAGCAGGGGGUUGCUCAACCCCAUUUUCCCGCCUUCACUACGUUUGGCUCAAAGUCGAUCGAUACGCUCGUGAGGAAACUGGCUCAACGCAAUUCAACUCAUCGGGGGAUGGCCAUUUGUGGAGCUUCGGGAGGCUAGGAGCUCCCCCGAAGCAAAUAGAUAUGCGCGCUUGGGCUGCUGCGUGCAAAGAAGCGGACACCAAUUUUCGAGACGCCGUCCUUUCUCUGGCAAUGUCGGAUGCUGACUUCCUUGAGAAUUCCAUGAGGUUGAUGCGCAAAAUCAAGGAUGAGGGGAUCAGACUUGCACCCCAUCGACAAGUCCAAAACCUCAGGUGGAUGGGCCCCGUACAAAGUCAGCUGAGGAAGUUGGUUUUUGACCAUAUAUCUGCGAAAGAGGGCGAAAUCCAAGUCGACCUUCGUCAAGCCAACUGUUGGUUGGAGCAAGAGCAAAUGGCCCUUGACUCCCUGGCAAAUAUCCUCGUCCUCUCCACCGGUGUUAGCUUCCGUGGGUGGCAGUUAUCGUCCGUUCGCUUUGAUUGUUCGGAAUCGAUGGACCGAAAUGUCUGGAUUGUGGACAACACCUUCAUUGCUACCCACCCCAAGGCAAAACAGCGCAACAGAGAAUUUGCACCCACGCUAGUUGCCUUUCCCAAGAAGUUGUUCUCAUACAUCGCGCACCUAUUGGCCCAAGGUUGCCUCUCAAGCUAUAGAGCUUCACAAUGGAUAGGAUUUGGGCUUAGAGAGUACAAGGUCAAUGUCUCAAGAAAUUGGGCCUGUGACGCUCUGUCACAGCAUGUCACUGGUCAUCACACAUACCAAGGAUUGUGCACCACUUUUAAGACUCAGCUCUGUACCUUCCCUGCCAUGGCAAUCACUCGGAAACGCAAAGGGCCAGAUAAAGAACCACCUUCGGCAGUCGAUGCGGCCCUCCCUCCUGACGUACCGGGACAACGGAGGAAACGUCAGAAAAAGGGACAGGGCCUAGAUAACGCAAAAAAGAUCAUAGGUAAGAUCAAUCUAGGUAAACGGAUAAGUAAAAUGGCUCACCUCAGUCUCAGCGUAACGGACUGA